Molecule: messenger RNA, 612 nt
Organism: Acytostelium subglobosum LB1
Lineage: Eukaryota; Evosea; Eumycetozoa; Acytosteliales; Acytosteliaceae
Exons: 2
Coding region: 1-612 (203 amino acids)
Biological process (GO): glutathione metabolic process
Molecular function (GO): glutathione transferase activity
Source: RefSeq, a predicted model, not a curated record
AUGUCCAAUCCAACCUUCUAUUAUUUUGAUGGCCGUGGUCGUGGUGAGGAAUGUAGACUAUUGUUGGCUUUGGCAGGAACCAAGUAUGUUGACACUCGUAGUCCAUAUCCAAUGGAACAACAUCAUAAGGAUUUGGCAACUUUUGGUCAAUUUCCAUAUUAUGCGGAUGACAAUAUUACUUUGUCAGAGUCAGUAGCAAUUGAAUGUUACAUUGCUGAUCAACUCAAUCUUGCUGGAUCGACCUCAGCCGAACGUGCCCAGAUUCUCCAGUUUGCAACCCUACCCAAUGAUUUCUACGGUCCUUAUUACAUUCAUUUCCUGGCCAAUGAUGAGAAUGGAUUCAAGACAUUUAGGGAGGUUAUUGCACCCAGAUUCCUAAACAAGUUGGAGGCUAUCUUGGUGAAGAAUGGUGGAACAUAUCUUGUUGGAGGCAAGUUUAGUUGGGCUGAUGUCAGUAUCUUCAACCUCAUUGAUUGGUUCCACCAACAACGUGUUGGUAACAUCUCCGAGGUGAUCAAACAUUAUCCAGCACUAUUAUCGUUCUACAAGAAGAUUGGGGAGAUACCACAACUUGCAGAGUAUCUAAAGAAUAGAUCACAAUCGGAAUUCUAA